Molecule: messenger RNA, 738 nt
Organism: Symbiodinium sp. CCMP2592
Lineage: Eukaryota; Dinophyceae; Suessiales; Symbiodiniaceae
Source: the annotation of a GenBank genome assembly
AUGUUGCGACUUCGCGCUCUGAGCGGUGAGCAGCUCUUGGUCGUGGAUCCGCGGGAGCAGGCUCCCUUGCAGAGUGUCUUGGAUACGUUGUAUUCUAUCAUGGCUACUCGUCUUCGAGUGGUAGAGACUCGCCUGAACUUUCAUUCCAUGGAUGAGACUCGGCCGCUCGACCUAUUGGAUUCUUGGCAGGAUUCGGAGCGUUUGCUGGCAGGCCACUAUUUGGAUGUUCUCAUGCUAAUGCGACCAUGUCGAGCCGGCGGCGAGGACGAGCUAGCCUGGGCCAUAGAGCGUGGCCACUGGUUCGAGGUGGAUCGGCUGCUUGCAAGCUGGGUGGAUCCGAACGUUGACUUGUCGCAUCGAGCUACGUUGGAGACGGAAGGAAGCACGGCUCUCUGCUGCGCCUGCAGCGUGGACAACGUGGAAGUGGCGACCUCGUUGAUCUCUGCUAGAGCAGAUGUCAAUCGCCGAGACUGGGACAUGGACUCUCCUUUGCUCAUUGCCGCGUCGAUGGGUUCGAGAUCGAUGGUGCGGCUUCUGCUGCGAAAUGCGGCGGACGCUUCUCAGGAGGAUGCCAAAGGUCGCGGUCCCAUCGAAAGGUGCUUCAUAGAUUCUUCGAUCGGUCCGGUAAUCUCUUUGCUGCGAGCCGGUGCUACAGUGCGACCUUACACGGAGAACUUUCAUCUGCUUCAUCAAGCCGCUGAAAGAGGCAGCCUGAACUGGGUGACGUGUUUGGUGCGG